Messenger RNA from Blastomyces dermatitidis ER-3, 420 nucleotides. RefSeq lists its product as uncharacterized. Bases 1 to 420 code for a protein of 139 amino acids. Lineage: Eukaryota; Fungi; Ascomycota; Eurotiomycetes; Onygenales; Ajellomycetaceae. The record is from RefSeq and is a predicted model, not a curated record. The transcript has a single exon.
AUGGGCCAGAUUGGGAAGGGCGGUACGAGGGUGAGACUUGGCGUUGGUGUUUUGGAACAUCAAAGAUGGACAGGGUUUUCGCGGAGGUCGCUCCUCGGAUAUCUCCACAACUACAGGUCGGGGGUCUUCCAAAAUCGAGAAGAUUGGUGCAUAUGGCUAGGUCACUUCACCUUACAAUUUGUAUGGCACUCUGGCCCGGGGUUGUGGUGUGGUAGGGGAGAACGGGGGAUAAUCCCACACAGGAGCUUCGAACAACGUCCGGUUCACGUUUGGCUGGAUAACUCCACCACCACACGGGGUAUGCGGUCGGCGAUGGGGUCAAAAUGCUCGUAUGAUCGAGGGCUUUUCGAUGGAUCUAUCGGCGGGUUCUUAUUCGAAAAUUCGAGCGAGUUCGUGGUGGAGCGGUUGAUGAAAAUCUAG